AUGCUCGUUCUCAUCGCAGUCCUCUGGCCUCAUACCGGCCGCGGCCAUUCUCUACCCCUUCGUAUUCAGGAGAGCAUAUCCACCGUCUUCCGGGAUGAGACCUCCACCUACUCGGAGCUGACCCGCCGGUGGGAGGCGGCCAUCGCAGGCCUCAAGAACACCGAGUUGGAGCACGCCAUCGGCAACCUGACGCAAGACGACUACGCGAUUUGCGUGAACAGUACAUGCUCGAGUGCCGAACAUCAUGAAGGCCAUGGACGGUCCUCUUCGCCACGGGGACACAUCCGGUUGCCGCGCAAGAGGCAGUACAAGUCCGUGAAGUCACGGGCAAGAUCAUCAAUGGCACGGCCAAGUCGCUUCCGCCAUUCGGACUUACGGUUACACUCCACCGUUCAAACGGCGAGCACCUACGAAGAGUCGACUACCACCACUGAUACCGAGGGCAACUUCCGCUUCGAGAACGUCCCCCUCGAUCCCGAGGCCCUCUACGGAGUGACAAUACGCUACCAAGGGGUCGUGUACGGGACCGACAUCGACCUUCGCCCUGAGUCACCGACACCUGUCACGGUGACCAUCUACGAGACUUCCGACGACCAGUCUCUCCUCUCCGUGUCGAGUUCCUCGCUGCUCAUCCCCCAGGUCGAUAGGGGAUUCGCCGUCCCGGCCAACAUCCCGCCCGGCGAGCACGAGGUCAUGUUCGCCUACCACUUCGGCUACGACGGAGAGUCCGUCGCGUACGACAAGUCCUAUCUGUACGGCGCGGAAAAGGUCAGGAUCCUCGUGCCUACGAGAUCGGCGACCUGUCGAGCGCCGAUUUCGGAGCUCCCGGCGACGUGCAAGAUCGCGACAGCACUACCCAGUCUCAUCGAGUAA
Molecule: messenger RNA, 873 nt
Organism: Geodia barretti
Lineage: Eukaryota; Metazoa; Porifera; Demospongiae; Tetractinellida; Geodiidae
Source: the annotation of a GenBank genome assembly